Messenger RNA from Cephus cinctus (wheat stem sawfly), 1192 nucleotides. It is a transcript of the gene mRpL21, whose product is annotated as 39S ribosomal protein L21, mitochondrial. Lineage: Eukaryota; Metazoa; Arthropoda; Insecta; Hymenoptera; Cephidae. Bases 441 to 1046 code for a protein of 201 amino acids. Gene Ontology annotation, cellular component: mitochondrial large ribosomal subunit; ribosome. The record is from RefSeq and is a predicted model, not a curated record. Gene Ontology annotation, biological process: translation. The transcript is spliced from 4 exons. Gene Ontology annotation, molecular function: RNA binding; structural constituent of ribosome.
AGAACUCAGGUCAAAUGCUCGAAUCGUGGACACACGCUAUAAUUAAUAUUAAAAAUUGUAAAUCGCGCGUGAUAUUGGGGAAAGUCUCUGCUGUCUCCAAUAUACUUCUAUUACGUAUUAUAUGUACGACUGUGCAGCGGGAUAGACUUAGCACUGCUUAGCACGAAUACAUUAAAAGUCCAGAUAAUACGUCAGCAGACUCAUGGUGGCACAACCGCUUCACACAUUUCUCAUAUCUUUCUACAAGCCAGUCGUAACAUCCAAAAAGCGAAGAGUAUAAUUCUGAUUGGCUUAUAGAAACGACUUACGGCACAUGUUUACUGUCCUAUUUUAGAAAGGGUUUCAUUGGGUUCGAUACCUUGUAUGUACUUCUUUAAAGAUGGCCGCGUUUACAAGCUUCUCACGGCUUUUUGCCACUGCGGCCGUUAAUUCUCUGAGAAAUGUUCCCCGAAAUAUCUUAUUUUCCAAGCAGAUCACUCCAGGACUUUCUUGAUCAUUCAGCAAUUGCAAUAACCGGCUCGCAAGUAGCCGGUUAUCGUACGCGACUUCCAUGGAUAGAAAAAGUACCAAACUAUCAAGUGGAGGUACCUGACACUACCGAAGAGGACUUGAAAUUGACUGAUGAUGUGAUGAAGCAAAUAAAUCAACAAAUAUCCACAAAUAACAUAGGACGACUUUUUGCUGUUGUACAUGUUUGUGGUAAACAGUUCAAAAUCACAGAAAAUGAUAUUAUUAUCAUCCAAGGCUAUUGGCCUCCAACAGUGGGUGACAAGCUAAAGCUGGAAAAAGUUUUACUUGUUGGUGGCUCCGAUUUCACCCUAAUAGGAAGGCCACUUGUGAACAGAGAAUUAGUGUCUAUUAUUGCUACUGUUAUAGAAAAAACUACGUCACAUACUAAAACCCAUUUUCGCUUCAAAAAAAGGAAACAAUACCGCCGUAUAAACUUUUGCAGAAUACAACACACAAUGCUAAGAAUUAAUUCCAUCCAAGUAGAACCUAAUGUUGGUCAUCUUAAGGAAGUAGAAGGAUUACAUAGCAUAUAUUGAAUAAAUUAUCAGAAGUAACGACUGAGAAGGUUCUAAAUAAAUACAAUUUUAUAUACAUCUCAAUAGAUCGUGAAGUUCAUAUCGUAUAUUACACAUUCUCAACAAUGACAAAUAUAACAUUAAUAAAUACUUAAAGUUACAUAACA